CACAUUGACUAUGUAUUUUCAGCAAGCUUGGAGAGAUAAGCGUCUGUCCUACUCCGAGAUUCCCCUCAACCUGACACUGGAUAACAGAGUAGCGGAUCAGCUGUGGGUGCCAGACACAUACUUCCUGAAUGACAAGAAAUCUUUUGUUCAUGGUGUAACUGUGAAGAACAGAAUGAUUCGUCUCCAUCCAGAUGGCACUGUGCUUUAUGGGCUCAGAAUCAGAGCUCAUUCGACUAGGGCUAUCGCCUCUUCGUGGGCCUGGUCUAAGGGCACAUCUAUGGCUGGUCUUCGCAGAACACUUUCACCAGGUUCUUCAGGUUGGACGUGUCCUCUUCGGCUUCUCAAGUCCUUUCGGAUUACGACCACAGCAGCCUGCAUGAUGGACCUGCGAAGAUACCCACUAGACGAGCAAAACUGCACGCUGGAAAUCGAAAGCUAUGGUUACACAACAGAUGAUAUUGAGUUUUACUGGCGCGGUGGAAAUCAUGCAGUUACAGGGGUUGAAAGGAUAGAGCUUCCUCAGUUCUCCAUUGUGGACUACAAACUGAUCUCUAAGAAUGUGGUUUUCUCUACAGGUUCCUAUCCUCGCCUCUCCCUGAGCUUCAAGCUUAAGAGAAACAUUGGGUACUUCAUUCUGCAGACCUAUAUGCCGUCCACCCUGAUCACCAUUCUGUCCUGGGUAUCCUUCUGGAUCAACUAUGAUGCCUCGGCUGCCAGGGUUGCUUUAGGAAUCACCACUGUGCUCACCAUGACCACCAUAAACACGCAUUUGCGUGAGACUCUUCCAAAGAUUCCAUAUGUCAAAGCCAUUGACGUGUACCUUAUGGGCUGUUUCGUCUUUGUCUUCCUGGCUCUGCUGGAGUAUGCGCUGGUCAACUACAUCUUCUUUGGCAGGGGACCUCAGCGGCAGAAGAAAGCUGCAGAGAAAGCCACCACAGCCAACAAUGAAAAAAUGAGAAUGGAUCCAAACAAAUGGUUGGUGGGAAAUGUAGUUCAGAGAGAGGAUGCUCUGUAUGCCAGAAUGAAACAGAGGGAUAUUGACACUCAUGACUCCAUGUGGGAACCGAUCUUUGUGGACGAUGCAGCAUUAGGACUAGGCGAUUCAAAAACUAAGAUGGACCCUCAUGAAAACAUUCUCCUCAGUCCCCUGGAAAUCAAAAAUGAAAUGGGUGCUUCAGAGUUGACCCUGGGUUUAGGUGAUCCACGUGUAACCAUGCUGGCCUAUGACAGUACCACACUACAGUAUCGGAAAGCUGGCCUGGCCAGGCACAAUUUUGGACGCAAUGCACUGGAACGGCAUGUGGCACAGAAGAAGAGUCGACUACGACGGCAUGCUUCACAGCUUCAAAUCACUAUUCCUGACCUAACUGAUGUCAAUUCAAUUGACAAGUGGUCAAGAAUGAUUUUUCCUACCGUAUUUUCUUUUUUCAAUGUCAUCUAUUGGCUGUAUUACAUUAACUAACUGCACUGAUUUUUACGUCAUUAUAUUCACCCCCCGGUAGGUUUUGCAAUACAAGCGAACUUCAAGACUAUUUGUUUUUAUUCUUGUAUUCACCUUAAUUUCUGGCUGAUACACACACUCUGAGGAGGUUAUAAACAAAUUCUGCCUGCUUUGACAGUCACAUUUUUAUGUUAUAUUUUUUGUGAUUUUGUUAAAUGUUUGGUUUAAUUUUUUAUGAUGAUUUUUACUAGGAUGUAUAUACUUCGUUGACAAAUGUUCAUAACAAUUAUAAAACAAUCUUUACACAAAGAGAAAUAUCAGUGUCUUUAGUCAAACAGUGGAUAAAUCUUCUAUGGCAUUAUACCAUGAUUUCUCUAUCAAUUUAUUACAACCCACAAUCACACAAUCGUUAAAUUGCCACUGUGUUUUUGGUUAAAGUUUGAUGUUUAGUAACUGCAUGCUUUGAAAGUUGUCUGCAAUAUUAACUCCAAUUAGCUAAUCUAUUUUUUUUAGGAAGUUCAAAAUCUGCACACUGCCAUUUCUUCACCCAGUUUUGCUGUCAUGUUUCUUUGAGCCAAUUAGCAGAGUUGUGACUAAUCUCUUUGGAGCUGCAACAAAAGACAAAGCUAAUUGGCUGAUGGUACCCUAGGAAUGCACACUGUCAACUACAUUUAUAUUUACUUUGUCAUUUAGCAGAUGCGACUAUUCUGUCUUGAGAUAUGAUGUCAAAGGCUGCUGAAACUGAUCACUUGGAAAACAUCUAUUAUAAGUGAAAAAAAAUGUGCACUUAUGACAUCUAUACCUG
Molecule: messenger RNA, 2246 nt
Organism: Triplophysa rosa
Lineage: Eukaryota; Metazoa; Chordata; Actinopteri; Cypriniformes; Nemacheilidae
Product: gamma-aminobutyric acid receptor subunit beta-2
Exons: 8
Coding region: 11-1462 (483 amino acids)
Biological process (GO): regulation of membrane potential; monoatomic ion transmembrane transport; chemical synaptic transmission
Cellular component (GO): GABA-A receptor complex; synapse; neuron projection
Molecular function (GO): GABA-A receptor activity; extracellular ligand-gated monoatomic ion channel activity; neurotransmitter receptor activity
Source: RefSeq, a predicted model, not a curated record